GGCGUGCAUGACUGAGGAGAGCGGCUGUCUGUCUGGAUUGUUACUCAUCUGCUGCCCCACAGCGAGAGGACAUACGUUAAAAAAAACUAAAAAAAACCCACAGGCAGGCAGGCAGGCUGGGGAAUGAAUGUAGGGCUGCGUGCAGAGGAUGAGCAGGCGAUGUGGGCUCUGUGAUCGCUGUCCUCAGUCCCCGUAGACUCUUGCACUGGUGCUGUUGCAGGCCGUUAGCCUCGCAGUCAGAGUGAUUGAUACAGAAUGAGCUCCAAGCACUCCUCCGACUGGAUUCCCUACAGCACUUUAGAUGAUGAGGGCACCAACCUCCGACAGCAGAAACUGGACAGACAGCGAGCGCUGCUUGAGCAGAAGCAGAAGAAGAAGAGGCAGGAGCCGCUGAUGGUUCAGUCUAACGUGGACGGGAGAUCUCGCACUCGUCGGACCAAACAGAGCGAGGAACAGGCUCCGCUGGUGGAAUCCUACCUCAGCAGCAACAGCAGCACCAUCUACCACGUGCAAGAAGCUGAACAGGAGGAGGUGAAGGUGAUCGCGGACACUCAGCCGCCUCGCUCAGCCAAAAAGGGCAAAGCUUCGGCCAGCUCCACUCCACAGACGGGCAGCGACAAGAAGGAGAGGAAGGGGAAGCACAAAGCGAUCGAUGGCCUGGCUUCCCAGCAGGAUGAUGGUCAGAUCCAGAUCCUGACGGUGGGUCACCCCAGCUCAGAGGAGGGCGAGGCGGAGCCCGUGAUGAGCUGCACCCAGUCGCAGAGUAAACAGGAUCUACGUGUCACCAUGCUGAAGAAAGGUAUAUCCAGCAGUAUGAAUUUUGACGAAGAAGAGGAUGAUGAAGAUGAAAUUAGUUCGAGUUCGUCACAGCUGAACAGCAACACGAGGCCAGGCUCCGCCACUAGCAAGAAGUCAUGCAAGGAGGUGGCCUCAGCACCCACUCCACCAGUCAAUGAACCCGCUGUCGAUGUAGACGACCUGGAAGAGUUUUCUCUGCGACCUGCACCUCAGGGAGUCAGAGUGAAGUGCAGAAUCACCAGAGACAAGAAGGGCAUGGACAGGGGCAUGUAUCCCACCUACUACCUUCACCUGGAGAGAGAGGACGGCAAGAAGGUGUUCCUGUUAGCUGGCAGGAAGAGGAAAAAGAGUAAAACAUCAAAUUACCUCAUCUCCAUCGACCCCACUGAUCUGUCUCGAGGUGGAGAGAGCUUCAUUGGUAAACUGAGGUCUAACCUCAUGGGAACUAAGUUCACUGUAUACGACAGCGGUCUGAACCCCAUGAAGAGCACCACGAGCCUUGAAGCUAGCAACCUGCGUCAAGAGCUAGCUGCCAUUUGCUAUGAAACCAAUGUUUUAGGAUUCAAAGGACCUCGCAAAAUGAGCGUCAUCAUUCCUGGAAUGAACAUGGACCACGAGAGAGUUUCUAUCCGCCCACGAAACGACCAUGAGUCACUGCUGGCCAGGUGGCAGAACAAGAACACAGAGAGCGUGAUCGAACUUCACAACAAGACGCCUGUGUGGAACGAUGACACACAAUCCUAUGUGCUCAACUUCCACGGCAGAGUCACUCAGGCCUCCGUCAAGAAUUUCCAAAUAAUUCACGACAACGACCCUGACUAUAUUGUGAUGCAGUUUGGCCGGGUGGCAGAGGACGUCUUCACCAUGGACUAUAACUACCCAAUGUGUGCCCUGCAGGCCUUUGCCAUUGCCCUCUCCAGCUUUGACAGCAAGUUAGCCUGUGAAUAGACCCCAGCCUGCAGUUCAGUGGAGAACUGAUCCAUCUGUCCUCUAUACAAGGGCUGUUAAUGUAUCCCUGGGGCUGGUUUGAGAUCUUCAAAUCACCCAGUACCUUGGAAGUCCUGCAUAUCCCAAAAUGCUUUAUGGGCCUCAAGUUUUGUGCGUAUGUGUGUGUGGGGGUGGGUGGGGCCGCGGGAUUGGUCAGUGGAAGAAAACAAGCACAAAGAGUAAUCCACUUUCAAAGUCAAAUUCAUUCGUUUUUAUAACUAUAGUCAUUUUGUACUGUAAUGGCAUUAUAAAAACAAACACUGUUCCUUUAUGUAGUAGUUAGAGAAAUUUAACAUUUCUUUAUCUGUAAAUUAUAACUAAUAAUUACACACAUCUGUACGUUCUAAAAGUUGCCACACAAACACGUCACACUCUUUCUCAAGCAUGAGUACAGCUUAUAUAGUUACUGAAUUAAAAAUAACAUGCACGCCACUGUAUAUUUUUACUUUGUUAUUUAUGUAUUUAUUACAUGUUGAUUUUGUUUUCUGUUCAUCAUUCGCAACUAUUUCAGCAGUAUUGGCUCCGUGGAGCUGGAAGCACAUGAUUUAGCGUUACAGGAAGGAAUCUCUCUCGUCUCCGAACGGAACAAUUAGCGAGCUGGACGUGAGUAGGGCAAAGGCAUGUUACAAUAUGCUGUGUACCAUAUACAAUAUUGUGUCACAGUGUCAUGUAUGUGAAUGUAUAGGAUGAUGGUGCACUUUACUUUGAAGUCUGUAGUGGAUGAGAUAUAGCUGUACAUACUUUAUUGUGCCUUUGAAGACUAAUUCCAGUGUUACGCUUUGGCCAUACAAUGAGCUGCGCUUGAAUUGGUCUUUUCUAUUCUCGCUGUCCUCACUUGCAUUGGAGAUCAUUUUCUGUAGCAACUUUGAACUCAGUUGUCUAACGCGGAGUUCAUUUGGACUGACUAUAGCUGGAGUUGCAAAACUUCCGUAGUGCACAUCACUGGACAACAUUUUAGCGAUUGUCCAGAUAUAUUUAAAUUACGUUUAAAGCCUAGACGAUAUAAAACCAAAAAGGGCAAAUUAAUUAUUUACAUUGUACUGUAAAUCUGAGACGGUCCUCCCUCGACAAACGACCCCAUAGGUCAAUUGUACAAGCAGCUUAUUACAACCCAUGUUCACGUUUAUGUUAGGGUGACCUCUAGUGGU
This is a messenger RNA of Centropristis striata (black sea bass), 2933 nucleotides long. It is a transcript of the gene tub, whose product is annotated as TUB bipartite transcription factor. Gene Ontology annotation, cellular component: cilium. The record is from RefSeq and is a predicted model, not a curated record. The transcript is spliced from 12 exons. NCBI's taxonomy places the organism in Eukaryota, Metazoa, Chordata, Actinopteri, Perciformes, Serranidae. The coding region runs from base 256 to 1746 and encodes 496 amino acids. Gene Ontology annotation, biological process: protein localization to cilium.